Messenger RNA from Plasmodium vivax (malaria parasite P. vivax), 642 nucleotides. RefSeq names its product CDK-related protein kinase 6, putative. Gene Ontology annotation, biological process: protein phosphorylation. Lineage: Eukaryota; Apicomplexa; Aconoidasida; Haemosporida; Plasmodiidae. The record is from RefSeq and is a predicted model, not a curated record. The coding region runs from base 1 to 642 and encodes 213 amino acids. The transcript has 4 exons. Gene Ontology annotation, molecular function: cyclin-dependent protein serine/threonine kinase activity; ATP binding; RNA polymerase II CTD heptapeptide repeat kinase activity. Gene Ontology annotation, cellular component: mediator complex; nucleus.
AUGAUCCCCAGAGACAUUUCCAACUUUGAGUUUUUGUGUGUAAUAGGAAAGGGCACCUACGGAAUCGUUUACAAAGCGCUCGAUAAGCAUGAGAACCAACUGGUGGCCAUAAAAAAAAUAAUCAACCUGUGCGACGACAACUAUGGCAUAAGCAAAAGCAUCCUGCGGGAGUUAACCAUCCUUCAGAAAAUUCGGCACAAAAAUAUUAUAAACCUGAAGUACGUCUUUUAUGGAAGAGAUAUAGAGGAAAAACUGAAAGGGGAAAAUUUAGAGAACUCCUGUUUGUACCUGGCCUUCGAGUACUGCGAUAUUGACCUCCUCAAUUUGAUGAAGAAGUACAACAUGAACAUCCGGGAAGCCAAGUACGUCAUCUUUGAGCUUCUCCUGGCGACCUCCUACCUGCAUGGAAAUAACUACCUACAUAGGGAUAUCAAACCGGAAAACAUUUUUAUAACCUCCUGUGGAGAAAUUAAAUUGGGGGACUUGGGACUCUCUGUUGAAAGAACCGAAAAUAUGACGCCCACGGUGGUGACCCGCUGGUACAGAUCGCCGGAAAUUUUACUUCAGUCGAAGAAUUACGACCAUGAGGUGGACGUGUGGAGCUUGGGUUGUCUCUUCGUGGAGUUGAUAACGGGCAGGUAA